Messenger RNA from Papaver somniferum (opium poppy), 1269 nucleotides. RefSeq lists its product as uncharacterized. The coding region runs from base 1 to 1269 and encodes 422 amino acids. Lineage: Eukaryota; Viridiplantae; Streptophyta; Magnoliopsida; Ranunculales; Papaveraceae. The transcript is spliced from 3 exons. The record is from RefSeq and is a predicted model, not a curated record.
AUGACGAAGUUUCUUUUAGCUCAGUCAUCUUUUCCUUCCUCUCAAGAGCUUGUUUCUUCUCAAGAUAUCCCCAUGUCUCAAGAACGUACAUACAAUGGAAAGGUGAGAGUCGUCAAGAGCAAUCCAGAACGAUAUACGGUCGAAUGUUAUUACAAGGAGAAAUUGGAAUGCGACUGGAUGUUCCAUGCAGCUCCCAAGACUUCCAAUGUGAAGGGUCACUUAUUCCUCAAGGCCUAUAACGGGGAACAUAAAUGUUGUGCUGGUUAUAGUGAUGGAACAAAGGCUGAUCCGGUUACGCGCGAACUUAUCAAGAGUUUGAUAUUUGAGAAGAUUGAACAGAAUCCCAACAAGAAAGCCAGGGAUAUUGUUAGAGAACUCAAAAGUGAUUAUGGGUUGGAAGUGAGCUACGAUCAGGCGCAUGCCGGGAAAGAAUUAUGUUUCAAGGAAUUGUAUGGCGAGGACAUUAAAUCAUACACUGACUUGAGAUGGUGGUGUGAAGCCGUGAAGAAACACGAUCCAGGUAGUAGGGAUGAUUUAGUUGUUGAAGGUGGCGAGUUUAAGAGUUUGUUCUUAGCCUUCGAUGCUUGCAUCUCUGGUUUCGAAUAUUGUCGCCCGAUACUGUUCUUGGAUGCAACUUUCCUAACUGGAAAAUUUAGGGGUUGUCUUAUGGCGGCUACCGGGAAGAAUGCGAAUAAUGGAAUAUUUCCUCUGGCAUAUGGUAUCGUAUCAUCUGAAACUGUUGAGAAUUGGCAUUGGUUCUUGAAGAAACUAGAAUCUAUCUUGGGUCCUCGUGUACUAACUUUUAUGUCGGAUCGCCAUGAGGGUUUGAUCCAAGGGAUUCGUGAUGUUUUCCCAACUUUCUAUCAUGAUUGGUGUUACCAGCAUUUGAAGAAUAAUGUCCGCAGUAAGACCAACAAGAAAAAGGGAGAGCAUUGUGCUGCGAUGGGUUUGUUCAAAGAAUGUUUCUAUUCAUCGACUCAUGAAGGCUUUGAUCAGGGUAUGCAAAAGUUGAAGGAUAUGGGAUGUGAUGGUCUUCACAAAUUCUUGAGUGAGAUUCCAGUGGAAUGUUGGUCCAAUGCACAUUGUCUGGGCUGUCGUUACGGCGACAUGUGUAAAAACAUUGCAGAGUCCUUUAACUCUUGGAUCAAGGAAGCAAAAGGUAUGCCUAUUGCAACACUUGUUAACUGGAUCAGACUUAAAAUUAUGGAACAGAUGAGUAUAAGGAAGAGGAAGGGGGCGACGUAUAAAGGAUUCAUUGUCCCAGGCUAG